Salarias fasciatus (jewelled blenny) is the source of this 2702-nucleotide messenger RNA. It is a transcript of the gene hs2st1a, whose product is annotated as heparan sulfate 2-O-sulfotransferase 1a. Lineage: Eukaryota; Metazoa; Chordata; Actinopteri; Blenniiformes; Blenniidae. The transcript has 8 exons. Gene Ontology annotation, cellular component: membrane. Bases 344 to 1423 code for a protein of 359 amino acids. Gene Ontology annotation, molecular function: heparan sulfate 2-sulfotransferase activity. The record is from RefSeq and is a predicted model, not a curated record.
UGGAUGAAGCAGUGAGAUUGGACGAAUGGAGAGGCCGCGCUCGGUGGUGGACUGCCGGGACAUCCAAUGAUCGGACCGGUUGUAGCGGUGUCUGCGCGGUGCGGCCGUGAGCGCACUGGAUGGGACGGGACAGAGCUUCAUGGGGGACGCAGGCGACAGCGGCUAGGACCACCGCUCCCACAUCCAGGAGGGACGAAUCCGCAGCGCGGAGACACCCCCGCGGCUCCACGGCGCUCCGCUACCGGGGGAUCGCACCAGAAGAGAUAACGGAGCAUGAUUACGUUGCAUUUGUGCGUCUCCUCCUCCGACCAUGGACUGACCGAAUCCCUCUCCGGAUGAUUUGAUGGGGCUGCUCAGAGUCAUGAUGCCGCCCAAGUUGCAGCUCCUGGCGCUGCUGGCGUUCGCAGUGGCCAUGUUCUUUCUGGAGAACCAGAUCCAGAAGCUGGAGGAGUCCCGGGGAAAGCUCGAACGAGCCAUCGCCAGACACGAGGUGCGAGAGAUCGAGCAGCGGCACACGCAGGACGGCCUGCGGGAGCGGGACUCCACCGCCGCGGCGUCCGACGGCGAGGACGACGUGGUCAUCAUCUACAACCGCGUGCCCAAGACGGCCAGCACCUCCUUCACCAACAUCGCCUACGACCUGUGCGGCAAGAACCACUACCACGUCCUGCACAUCAACACCACCAAGAACAACCCCGUCAUGUCCAUCCAGGACCAGGUGCGGUUUGUAAAAAAUGUAACCGAAUGGAGGGAAAUGAAGCCGGCGUUUUACCACGGACACGUCUCCUUCCUCGACUUCACCAAAUUCGGGGUGAAGAGAAAACCCAUCUACAUCAACGUGAUCAGGGAUCCCAUCGAGCGGCUCGUGUCCUAUUAUUACUUCCUGCGCUUCGGGGACGACUACCGGCCCGGCUUGAGACGGAGGAAGCAAGGAGACAAGAAGACGUUUGACGAAUGUGUGUCAGCUGGAGGCUCGGACUGCGCUCCGGAGAAGCUCUGGCUCCAGAUUCCUUUUUUCUGCGGUCACUACUCUGAAUGUUGGAACGUGGGCAGCCAGUGGGCUCUGGAGCAGGCCAAAUACAACCUGGUGAACGAGUACAUGCUGGUGGGGGUGACGGAGGAGCUGGAGGACUUCGUCAUGAUGCUGGAGGCGGCGCUGCCGCGCUUCUUCAGAGGAGCCACCGAGCUGUACAAGACAGGCAAGAAAUCCCACCUGAGGAAGACCAGCGAGAAGAAACCGCCCACAAAGGAGUCCAUCGCCAAGCUGCAGCAGUCGGCCAUCUGGAAGAUGGAGAACGAGUUCUAUGAGUUUGCGCUGGAACAGUUCCAGUUCGUGAGGGCGCACGCUGUCAGGGAAAAGGACGGCGAACUCUACCUGCUGGCGCAGAAUUUCUUCUAUGAGAAAAUCUACCCGAAGAACUGAAAGAGGCGAGGUUUCUGCAGAGGAGCGUCGGCGGAGGCCAGGAAGACUGAGCGCUGGGGGCGGGAGGAUGCGAGCCGGGGCGGCGGCGGACCGUGUGGCCGCUCCGGCGGCGGCGGUGAUUCACGCGUGUUGCCGGCCAGCUGGACCAGCGGCUCCUGUUUCUUGCAGCGAGCGUCGGCGGGCCGCGUUCUCAACUCCUCCGCUCCCUGUCAGGCCAGAGGUCGUCUGAGCCCGAGGACCCCCUGCUGGCACGCGUCCCACAUCGACCCGGCCGACGAGACCGCCACUCCCCGAUCUGCUGUUCUCUAUCCAGACGAAGCGUCUCCACCGGCUUUGUACUGUUUGUUUGUGUUUUCUCUCUUUAUUCUGGUUGUCGUUUGUAUGUAAAGACUGUUUUUCACGGUGGAACGACUUCCCCGCCACCCGCCUCCACCACUAACGCUUAGAAACGGGCCUCUUCGCUGUACCGUCGGACUUGAGCGAGAACGUUUUCCUGAAAUAAACCUCCUGUGACCGCGGACUGCUCACCGGGGCGUGUGUGUACAUUUUCUACUGUAGAUGUGACUCGUAGACGUGCAGCUUUCCCCAGGACGGAGUUUUCCUGGGCGACGGAGGCUUUUACACACAAUAUAUCAUCCAAGUGCAUACGAUGUUAAAGAUGCUGCUUCUGUAAAUAUUUAAUACUUUUUCCAACCAUUUCAGAAGUCCUCCUUAGUGCUGGUCAGCUCUUUUGUUUCACUUUUUCACAAGUAUUUUUUUUUUCUUAUUAUUGUAGAAUAACUGGAACCGAAGAGCUCACCGAUAUGUGACAUUUAAAGGAUUACGGAGUAUGCCUUUUUUCUUUCACGCCAUUUGUUUUUAGAGGAGCCAUUCUGGUAUUACGCUGAAGCUGUAAAUGUAAAGCUGCAGCGCCGAAAUGUUCGGCUUCGCCACGACUGGGAAUGAGGAAACACUGUCUGUCUGCUUCUGUACCAUAACCCUGCUGUAAAACCGCAGUAUUGUUUUCACUUUUGGUUUUUUUUUGUACCUGGAAAUUGAUGCGUCGAUUGGAGAGUCUCAGAGGUGUUGAGGCAGCUUUUGUUACCCGUUUUCAUGCCAAGCCAAUCAGCUGCAGCUUUCAAUUUAAUGGACUGAUCAGAGAGGAAGCCUCUCUCCAACACUGGGCCCGUUGUGAUUCUCGCGGCCUUGCUGUUGAUUUUUGUACCUACUUGAUAAAUCACCAACAAGGCAAAGUGAAAAAUGUUGGCCCCCACAACUAAUUCAUCUCUGUCAUAAAGUU